Molecule: messenger RNA, 2040 nt
Organism: Tetranychus urticae (two-spotted spider mite)
Lineage: Eukaryota; Metazoa; Arthropoda; Arachnida; Trombidiformes; Tetranychidae
Molecular function (GO): protein binding
Source: RefSeq, a predicted model, not a curated record
CAAGUUUCAAUGAAAAUCGGUGUUUGAUGCCAUCUGUGUAAGCAGGAGAAAGUUAAAAUAUUAUAAUACAAACACUUGAGAGCCCAUUGAGUUGGCCUCUUGUCAAUGCAAAUAAUGCAAAGAUUUUCGUUGUCGACUCAUUAGCCCCAUUCAAUGUUGAGUUCUUGAUUGGAGAAAAAAUCGCUUUGUGUUGUUUUCGGUGAAUUGAAUAAUCAUGGAAUCAGAAGAUAACGAAUUAAUAAUUGUUAACAGAAAAUGUGAAUAUACUGUUUCUAAAAAGUUAAUUUGUUCAUCUGUGCCUUACUUUGAGAAAAUGUUUUGCUGUGACUUAUUGGAAUCAAAGGAAAACAAAGUGGUCCUGGAUUUUGAUGAAAAAGUCUUUGAUUCUAUCCUUGAUUGGAUUCAUUCGGGAUCUUUCGUGAUUCAAAUGGAGAAUGUGAUCAGUUUUUAUGAUGCAGCUGAUUAUUUGAUGAUAAACGAACCUUUGUUUCAGCCUUGUUUGGCCUUUUUUCAUGAAAAUUUCACCAUAGAACAUCUUCCAGUGGUUUUACCUCAAGUUACAAAAGUGUCCAAAUUGAUAAGUUCUGCAGCUAUUGACAACAUUAUUUGUCGCCAUUUCUUGAUGAUCGCCAAUACGAAUGUUUUCUUAGAUUAUUCAGUUGAGACAGUUGAAACUAUUCUUAAAUUAGAUUUGAUGGUCCACUCUGAAUAUCAAAUAUUUGAAUCAAUCAUAAAGUGGGUGAAUAAAAAGGUUGAUUCUCGAAAGACAUUUCUUCACCAGCUAUUGAGCUGCGUUCAUUGGUCUUUUAUGGAUCUUGAUGAUUUAUCUAAGGUGAAGGACAAUGAAUUGAUUAAGAUUAUGCCUAAUCUUGAUUCAAUCACAACCUCUAAUGGUGAUUGUGAAUUCAAUCGCAGUGCCCAAAGCUUCUUCAUUUCAAUUCAGGAAAUAGAUGUUAACGUUUUGCGGAUAAAAAUGUAUGACAAUGAAUUUUUCUGUUUAUCAAUCGGUGAUUUUACACGUGAUGAUACUAUGCCACUUGAAUAUUUUUCUGGAGAACACACGUCAGAUAUUUUAUUCGACUCUGGAACAAAAGGAAUCAGAAUUGAUUGGGUUAAAAAGACAUUUCGAUGGCUUGACUUCAAAGUGUCUGGUAAAACUUACUAUAGUCAAAUUAAUGAAAUGAUUUAUAAAUUUGCGUGGUUUACCAGAAAAAAUUCUUGUUAUUUGGAAGACAUUGAUUCAGAACUUCCUCAGUCGAUUCCCACUGAAGAGAUACUCAUUCUUGAAUCUAUUGGUAAAUUCAAUUUAAUUGGUAAAACUAGAGACGAUAAGAAGUGGUUUGGUCUUUUCACAUUUACAAAUGAAGGUGUAAUCAAUAGGUAUAGCGAUCGUCAACACUCUUUUAAAGCCACUGUUUUGGAACCUGUUGUUUACAUAUUGACAAAAGAUCGGGAAUUUAUCCAAUUUAAUUAUGAAACUAAAAACUUCAAUAAGAGUGAACCAUUUAAAGACGAAAAAUGGGAUUUCAAUGAUUUAAUCUUAACUUCUCAUCAAUCAAAGGAUGAUAAAGUUAUUUUGGUCAACAAAUCGUCAGGAAAAGUUUAUGUUUUCAACAUUAAGGAACAAAAAUGGUUACAAAAAUACCGAAUCGUGAAUAUUAGCUCAAAGAGUUCCAAUGAUAUGUUGUUCCAUAAAUUGAUCACCUUCACUUCAGCAUUUCUACCCAUGAAAGUUAUCAAGCCUUUGUAUAAAAGAACAUUCUCUGCGCUCUGAACUGCAUAUUUUUCAUUAGGUGCAUCAUAGCUUUUUCGGAAAUUUACGUAUUGAAAUAAAAAAAAUCUUCAAUAAUUCGUGCAUUGAUAAACUGGAUUUAAAAGAAUCAGAAUUGGCCAACUCUAACUGAAAAAAUUCUUUAUUUGUAAGAUACCUAUUCGCUUCUUGCCAACCUUCAACAAAUAGUCGGAAUUUGAUAUUUUUAAUUUUUAAAUCUACAUAUUUUUUGUUCUUGAUUUUAUUCAUUAUAAACUGUUAAAUUGAUA